This is a messenger RNA of Acanthisitta chloris (rifleman), 1716 nucleotides long. RefSeq names its product holocarboxylase synthetase (biotin-(proprionyl-CoA-carboxylase (ATP-hydrolysing)) ligase) (gene HLCS). Gene Ontology annotation, cellular component: cytoplasm. Bases 265 to 1716 code for a protein of 483 amino acids. Gene Ontology annotation, molecular function: biotin--[biotin carboxyl-carrier protein] ligase activity. Lineage: Eukaryota; Metazoa; Chordata; Aves; Passeriformes; Acanthisittidae. The record is from RefSeq and is a predicted model, not a curated record. The transcript has 5 exons.
UUCCUUGAUGACUUAAACAGGUGGAGUCUACUUCUCAUUUCUCCAUUCAUUCAUCCCGAGGAGUUACUUGAAGCAGAACACAUAGCUUUUGUGACAGAAAGCAUUGCUGCUCACACAGACAACUUGCAGAACGUACCUGACUCUUCCAAAGAGAUUGUGAAGUGGUCAGACUUUUGUUCACCCUUGGCCUAUAAACCUGGUGAACCUUUUAAAUUAAUUGCUGAAGCAAGUGUAGAUAAUUUCAGUAGCCUUGGAAUUGCCUUCAUGGAAGACAGGCUGCAGAUGGAUAACGGGAUGGUGCCACACAAGAUUGUUUCUGUCCAUUUACAGGAAUCUGCUCUGAAGGAGCUGGCACAGGAGGCACCACCUGGGAAAGAGCAAAGCAUACAGAUGGAUGAAGUAACUCCUGCUGUUAACUUGGGGCCAACUCUUAAAUCAGGAUUAGGAGUAGCUGAGUCUGCAGGACAAGGUGAAGAGGAGAAAUCCAAGCUGGAGAAAGAAAGUGAGCAUGAGGAUGACCCCAAGAGUCUGUCUGACAAAGAGACACGUCCUGGAGAACAUCAUCACUUGCAUCUCUCCAGCUGUCGUGAGUGUCUGCAGCUUGAAAACAGCACCAUUGAGUCAGUGAAAUUUGCCUCUGCAGAGAACAUUCCAGAACUUCCCGAUGAUUGCAGUAGCAAACUAGAAGAGAAGGAGGAUGUCUGCCUAGCAGAAGGAAUCAAGAGAGUGAACCUGGCUGGUAAACCCCCUAAUGUGCUGGUUUACCUUGGCUCUGAAACUGCCAAAGUGAGGUUUGAGCAGGUGAAAUCAAUCCUUCAGGAAUGCAUCGGUGCAGAGAGUUACACCAUCUACCAACUGCACAAGGAGCAAGUGCUGAGAGAUCCCUGGGUUGAGAAUUCAUUGCUGCUGGUCAUUGCCACAGAGGAGCCGAUUUCUGAGGGCAACCACAAGCAGUUCAUGAAAUUUUUAUCCAAAGGUGGAAAGAUUCUUGGGUUUUCUUCGUCAUUCACGUUCGGUGGUGUGCAGAUAAAGAGGAAAAACAAGCUGAAGAAGACUGUUCAUGAGUUAGUGGUGUCUAAAAUGGACAGCUCUGAAAUGAAGUUAAAUCUCCUGGUCAGUGGAUGUGUGUUUGAGGAGACCAGGAAGGAAGACAGCAGCAAAGUGAAGACUUUGAGUCGAUUAACAAAUGCUGAGAAAGACCCAGUGAUUGUUCAGCUGACUUAUGGAAACAGUGGAGGAGAAGCCAUUCUUUCUCAGGCCCACUUGGAACUGGACAGCAAUUCUAUGGAUGUCCAAACUGAAGAGGAUUUUAAUUUGCUUAAGAUGAGCAACACCAAAAGAUAUGAAGUUCUCAAGGAUAUCCUGAUAUCACUUGGCCUGAGUUGUGAAAUAAGUGAAGUUCCUGUGUUGACACCUAUUUACCUUCUCUCUCCUGAUGAGGAAAUCCAUCUUGCUUUCCUGAAAUGGCUUGAGGGAAAUGUAGAUGCUGAAGGAUUAAGAGCAUCCAGCAAAGUGUCUCUUAAAUUUGUUUCAUCUUGUGAGUCCAAACCGGAGGUGACUCCGUCCCUCAUGCCUGUCAUCACGGAGAUGGGAGGUUUCUCCUCAGAACAUUUCAGCCUAGAGACAUAUCAGCAGAAUCUCCAGACAAAGAAGCUGGGAAAGAUCCUUCUUUUCACUGAAGUGACCACCACAACAAUGAAUCUCCUGGAUGGGUAA